This is a messenger RNA of Clarias gariepinus (North African catfish), 943 nucleotides long. RefSeq names its product rasd family member 4 (gene rasd4). The transcript has a single exon. NCBI's taxonomy places the organism in Eukaryota, Metazoa, Chordata, Actinopteri, Siluriformes, Clariidae. The record is from RefSeq and is a predicted model, not a curated record. The coding region runs from base 1 to 627 and encodes 208 amino acids. Gene Ontology annotation, molecular function: GTP binding; GTPase activity.
AUGUCUCUAGACGUAAAGGAAAAGAAAGAAGUACGUCUGGUGUUCAUGGGAGCUGCUGGCGUGGGCAAAACAGCUCUAAUCCAGCGCUUCUUGCAGGACCGGUUCGAACCGAAGCACCAGCGGACCGUAGAGGAGCUCCACAGCAUGGAGUAUGAGGUGGCUGGCAUCAAAGUGACUGUGCACAUCAUGGAUACAAGUGGCAGCUACUCCUUUCCAGCUAUGCGUAAACUCUCAAUCCAGAAUGGCGAUGUCUUCGCCCUGGUGUAUUCCUUGGAUGACCCCGAGUCACUUGAAACAGUUAAAAGUCUGCGCAAGGAAAUCCUGGAGAUCAAAGACAAUAAGUUCACACCAGUGGUUGUGGUGGGGAAUAAAGCAGAUUGUAAAAGUGACAGAAGUGUAAAAGCUGAAGAUGUUGUUGCCACCAUGGAGCUGGACUGGAACUACUGCUUCUUGGAAGCCUCGGCCAAAGAGAACAAAAAUGUGCUGGAGGUGUUUAGAGAACUGCUACAGCAAGCCAAUGUGCCAAGUCGUCUGAGUCCAGCACUAAGGCGCCGCAGAGAGACGUUCCCCAAGAACGCAGGAGUAAGGCCACCCAUGAACAAGACCAACAGCUGCACCAUGUCCUAAAGUUCACAGGACGAAGGAGCAUUUUAACUCAUUCAAAUACAGCAUCUUUCUUAUUAUCUCAGUACUGACAAUGAACAAGAUGGAAACUGCUGAUAAGAGGAAAAGAAAAAGUAAACAAGAACUUAAAUUGUGUGGGAAAAGAAGGAACCGCUGAGUGUUUGGAAAAAAAUAUAGUGAAUUUUAUGGCAGUUAUUUUCAAACAUAAGUUGCACUAAACUUCUAAAGCUCUGAUAAAAGCUUACUGUCAAGUGUUAACAUGAUGCAAGUGGGCAAGCCAGUAAAACAUGUAUUCUAUUAUUUAAAAAAAUAUAUGACC